AUGCCAUUAACAGGGCAUGAUGGGAUAGACAGGCAAGAUGGCGGCGCCCUGAGGUCGAGAAAGACGACCAACAUUUCAACCGAGUAUGACCUCUCCAUGAAAUGCCUCAACGACUAUGGCCAUGAUAAAAACCAGUGUGAACUCUACUUUCAGAAUUACAGAUACUGCCGGAAGUUUUGGUCUGUAAUCAAAUCGGAGAGGAAAAAGGAAGGAAUUGAACCUGUCCUGCCACCACCAGAAGAAAGAGAAGAUGUGAAAAAGAAAUAUCUUCCUCACCUAAAAGAUGUAUGA
This is a messenger RNA of Candidula unifasciata, 291 nucleotides long. The record is from the annotation of a GenBank genome assembly. NCBI's taxonomy places the organism in Eukaryota, Metazoa, Mollusca, Gastropoda, Stylommatophora, Geomitridae.